AGGCUUUUUUGAACUCUGGUGUUGGAGAUAAACUUAUCAGCGGCUCACAGAGACACGUCUCUGCACGUGAAGAUUCUAACGAUCAGACACUCGUCCACUUCCUCUCAGUGUGACGACCCGGAGACGACUGCGGGAUCUCCUGAGAGAAACGGCACAAAACUACCAGCGAGCGUUAAACACGUGACUGGAGUCAAUAACGGACCGGAGGUUCGUGUCGAUUCCCUGAUCGUGGCGUCUCACGUCAGGUGUCUGUGAAACAAACAUCCGGCUUCAGCCUGAUGAGACGAAAACAUCUGUUUGUUUCUGCAUGAAGACUGAAAACAGGAUGAUCUCAGGUGUCUCCAUAGCUGUGAUUCUCCUCCUUGUGAGAGACGUCUGGUCGUCGUGCAGCCACUCAACCUCGCCAUCAUCAGGUGUGAGCGUGAACUGCAGCUCUCAGGAUCUCCACAUAAUUCCUGACAGUAUUCCACCAAACACCACUGAGCUUUAUCUACAGCACAACCUCCUGCUCACGGUUCCUCCGGGGCUCUUCGACUCGUUUCUGAAGCUUCGUGUGGUGAAUCUGUCUGAGAAUCCCUUCCACUGUGGAUGUAACAUCCAGUACCUUAGAGCCUGGCUCCUGAAGAACCGAGCCGUGAACACAGCGAGUCCUACGUGUUCCUUGCCGCCGUCUCUGGCACACAGAACCAUCACCGGUCUCAGUGAGACCGAGUUCUCGUCCUGUGUGAGGAACUGUUGCUCCGCUGCAGGUUAUAACCUGGUGUUAGCGUUCCUGCUGUGUGGAGUCCUGGGCUUGUUGCUGUGGAGUCUCUUCCUGGCCAAAGAUCUGUCAUUCACUCUGGGCAUCGGGGAGAAGCACGGCAGCCUGAGGGCCGAGUCUCUGCGCUCGCUCAAACCCAAACACAGAGCCAAAGUGAAGAACAUGACUCUGGAGACGCCGCUGUUAGACAUGGACAUCCUGCCGCAGAUCAUCGACACGCUGCACAAACGCCACAACAUCAAGCUUAAAGAGAUCUGAUGAACACGUUUAAGCGUCACGUAUCUGACGUGUGGAAUAUUCAGAAUAACACUUUUACACACCGACGCUUUCUGGGCUUUUCAUUUUUUGACCUUUCUUUGUUUUUCCCCUUCAGUGUUAAGCACAUGAACACUUCAGUUUUACACAAGACUCAUCAGUUCCUGACUCAACACCUACACGAUCUCAGUGGAACUUUACACUAACUCAUUUACAUCCUAUUUUUAAUGACUGCUUUAAACUGUUUGUUUCAUGUUUUACUCCAUUUACAGAAAACUCAGACCAGUUACUUUUUCUCUUUUCAUAUUUUAAUCACUAACAUUUCUAUUUAACACUUUUUUUUAAAUGAGUUUCAUAUUUUUUUCAUUAAAAUAUUGCAUGUGAACUUUUUAUUUAAAGCCUUUUAUAUCGUUGACUUCCUUUGAUUUUACAGUCAUUACUCCCAGUUACUUUUCCUCUCGUUUACUUUAUUAUAUCUUUCCUUCUAUGCACUAACAUUUAUAACACUUAACACUUCAGUGUAAACUUAUUUCUGUCAAUAACACAUUUAAUGUACUUUUUUUUAAAUUUAUUAUUCUACAUAUUUUUUGAGUGAAUUCAUCAAAAGUCCUUUAAUAGAUAAUUCUCCAGCAGCUAAACCACCGAUCAGAUGAAGGGACGGUGUUUAGUUACUGAGUGUUGAUGUAUUUGUUGGUUAACGAGACAAACUGCAGUGUUUCCCUUCAUCCUGGUGUCAGUGACGAUAAUAAAUGACCAGCGUCAGUCUCCCGAUCCUCCUCCAGCUUUAUUGAUAGUUUAAAAUUACAUUUUCUUAUGUUUAAAGGACUUCAGCUGCAACUUUCCCUUCUGACUUAAAAACAGAUUACAAGCAAAAUGAUUUUUAUACAGUAGUCCAAGUGAUAGUGUACAAAAAUAAUAUUUGAUUUCUGUGAAAACAUUCUCCUUUUGCAAAUUAGUGAAAUCCACACAAGCUUGUUGGUCUCGGUGAUUUACGAUACAAAUGACCGUUUGUUUGGAAGCUUUAGGCGUUUAUGAGCAAAAUAAUAAUCAGAAUUUAUAAUAAAGUAAAAGAAAAAUGAGAGAA
Molecule: messenger RNA, 2099 nt
Organism: Tachysurus vachellii
Lineage: Eukaryota; Metazoa; Chordata; Actinopteri; Siluriformes; Bagridae
Gene: gp9
Product: glycoprotein IX platelet
Exons: 3
Coding region: 308-1018 (236 amino acids)
Source: RefSeq, a predicted model, not a curated record